AUGAUGAUUCGCGAUGAUGAUGAUUCGGAUGAUUCGGAUGAUUCGGAUGAUGAUUCGGAUGAUGAUGAUGAUGAUGAUGAUGAUGAUGAUGAUGAUGAGGAUGAUGAUGAUGAUGAUGAUGAUGAUGAUGAUGAUGAUGAUGAGGAUGAUGCUGAUGAUUCGGACUCGGAUGAUGAUGAUGAUUCGGAUGAUGAUGAUGAUGAUGAUGAUGAGGUUGAUGAUGAUUCGGAUGAUGAUGAUGAUGAUGAUGAUGAUGAUGAUGAUGAUGAUGAUGAUGAUGAUGAUGAUGAUGAUGAUUCGGAUGAUGAUGAUGAUUCGGAUGAUGAUGAUGAUUCGGAUGAUGAUGAUGAUGAUGGCGAGGAUGAUGAUGAUGAUGAUGAUGAUGAUGAUGAUUCUGAUGAUGAUGAUGAUGAUGAUGAUUGA
Echinostoma caproni is the source of this 423-nucleotide messenger RNA. Lineage: Eukaryota; Metazoa; Platyhelminthes; Trematoda; Plagiorchiida; Echinostomatidae. The record is from the annotation of a GenBank genome assembly.